Linderina pennispora is the source of this 1986-nucleotide messenger RNA. RefSeq lists its product as uncharacterized. Gene Ontology annotation, biological process: transmembrane transport. The transcript has 4 exons. The record is from RefSeq and is a predicted model, not a curated record. NCBI's taxonomy places the organism in Eukaryota, Fungi, Kickxellomycota, Kickxellomycetes, Kickxellales, Kickxellaceae. The coding region runs from base 1 to 1986 and encodes 661 amino acids. Gene Ontology annotation, molecular function: transmembrane transporter activity.
AUGUCGGACUCUCCGCAGCGCUCCGUUGAGGCCGCUCAGUCGACGGACGAGAAGAACCUGGGCAUUGUCGAGUACGACGUGUCGCGCGUCUCCCGUCCCAAGCUCAUUCUCUUUGCCAUUGGGGCGGCAUCUGGGAUGUGCCUGCCGCCCUCCCCAGGACCGGCAGCACCGAUGCACUGCAAAAAGAACCACUGCUCCUUCCCAUUUGCGGACCAUCCAUCCGUCUGCCUGUUAAAAUUGCCACAAGGCGGUUUGGGACCUUUGACUGGGGUCUCAUUUCCAUAUUUGCCUCGCAGCCUUUUGGUUUUCUUUUUGGGUUCUGGCAGAAUGUCGCUAUGCCUCUUGGUUCCUAGAUUGUAUCACCUCAGUCCCAACAACUCUGGCAGCGUCCUGUUCGGCAUCUGGGGAGGUGCCACCACAGAAAGAAUAAAGCACGGUGGAAACGCCGAUGGCGAGGGCCAGGAGGAUGAUCCCCGCUUUAUUUUGGUCAUCAACAGAUCACCGCACAUCUCCCAUCAAUUGGCCUACUCGCCCCCACAUGUGAAGUGCAUUCGUCGCCGUGUUUGCAGCCAGCUACUCGGCCGUGGUGCCGGCGUCGUUCUUUGUGCAGGCCGCCAUCCCGUGGGCUUCAUUCUGCCAGCGUCCCGGAUUUCCGAGUAUACCGGCCGCCUGGCGGCAUUCUGGUUCGGUCUGAUCAUGUUUACUGUGUUUGCGGGCGUCGCGGGCCAUGCCAGCACCGCGCGCACUUUUGAUAUUUUGCGCGCAUUCCAGGGUGUCGGUGCCGGUUUCAUGACGUCCAUCAGCCAUCUGGUGCUUGCCAGCAACACGUCGGCCAAGAGCCGCUCCAUGUUCAUUGGCGGUUUGGUUGCCGCGCAGCUGUUCGGCGCUGGCUCCGCUCACAUGAUCGGCGGUGCCCUUGCUGCUGAGGGCAAGUUCCGCUGGGGAAUCUACCUCGGAGCUCCUCUGAUGGCCGCUCCGGCGCUGCUGUGCACGCCGGCGCUGAUUGCUGACAAGAAGCCCACGCGCACUGAGACCGUGGCCAACCGCGUUAUCCACUACGACUACAUUGGCACAUUCAUCCUCAUCGGCACCGUUGUGAUGCUGACCCUGGGCACUGUGUUUGGUGGCAACGAGCAUCCGUGGGGCUCGGCCAUGGUCAUCUGCCUGCUUGUGUUUGGAGCCGUCGGCAUUGCCGUGUUCCUGGUGUACGAGAAGCUUAUGGCCAAGCGCCCGCUGAUGGACAACCAGUGGCUGCACGUGCGUAAUCUGCAGAUCUCGAUCAUCGGCAUUCUGUUCAUCUCGAUGACUGUGUAUGCGCUGGCUGUCUAUGUCCCGAUCAUGUACAUGACUGUGCGCCAGCUGCCGACCAACAAGGCUGGCCGCAUGUCGGCGCCGUACUGGGGCACUAGCAUGGGAGCUGCGCUGCUGUCUGGUCUUGUUCUCCGCUACCAGCCCAAGGCCGCGCGCCCGCUGAUCUGGGUCGGCCUCACCAUCGGCACCAUCUUCGCUGGCCUGUACUACACCUUCACGGUCCAUGGCGACAUCACCAAGGAGCGCGCGUUCCUGGCUCUGGCUGGCGCCGGUGUCGGUCUUGCCUUCCCCGCCAUCACCUACAUUGCCCAGAUCUGUGUUGCUGCUGACGAGGCUGGCUUCGCCGCCGUCAUGGGCCACUUCCUGUCGAUCAUCGGCGGUAUGCUUGGCCUGAUCCUGUACCAGGCUGGGCUGAAGAGCCAGCUGAUCAAGAACCUGCAGCCCAUCUUCGUGGCCGAUCCGCUGCUUUCCGUGUUCAAUGUGCCCAAGAUGGAUAUUGCUGCGCUGGAGGUGGCUGCGCCCAAGAUGGUCGCGUUCGUGACCAAGAAGAAGGCUGACCUCAUUGCCGACCACAUGAUGCACUCGCUGCACAUCACCUUCAUCCUCUCGGUGCCGUUCCUGGGCGCCGCCCUGCUGAUCACGCUGCUAUACAAGCACCACCACCCCCAGCACUAA